UGAAAAUGUCUUUCCACACCCUAAAGGCUGAGAGGAGAGACGUUCAGCUGCAUUCCUCUUCUGUCCAAGUAAACCAGCGUAUGGAUUGGCUCUGAACAAGUGAUUGUGGUGAAAAACCCAUCUUAGAAGUACAGUCUGACUGUGAGUUUUCACACUUCAAUUUGUUUCAAACAGCACACUGGAGGGGGUGGAGACAUCAACAAAACUCAAGCGCUCCGACAGAAGAAGGUCCCUGGCUUUGACAGUUCCACAGGGACACCAUGAUGUCCCAGGAGGAACCUCAGGAGGGACUUUCAACCCUGACCAAGGUGACAGGACCCAGCUCCUGGUCCCGGGUCAGUUGCCCCUGCUGUAUCUCCAACCAUAUAGAACCUUUGGUUCUGAUCCAGCUGGCUGAGAAUGUCCAGCCCAUCACCAAACAAUGGAUCAUGUCCAUGAUAUCUGCACCUGUGAAGGCUGGAGGGGCUCAAUUGUUAGUUCACCCCGGUGAGGACAUGAAAGGGGACAUGAUAGUUGUGGCGGCCCCUCGCUGUACCCUUCUCAGGGUGACUGAGGACCUGGGACUCUGCAAAACCUACCAGGAUGGAAACAUGACGGCUUUCUCCUUUGAGGACCGUGACAACUUUUGCAACAUUGACAACAUGCAGCAGUUCCUGACGCUGGCCGAGAGGCAGUACAUCGUUAAACAUGAAUUGGAUUCCAUGAGAGCCAUGGAGGACCAGCGUAUCCCAGGAAUCCCAGCACCCAAAGGGAAGUUAAAAGCCAGAGAGAGCAUCUUACAGAAGCUGGAGAAAGCAGGCGUGAUCCGUAACAUCACCCCUCUUCAUGACCAGAAGCUGCUGUUGGCUCUGGGGAAGCAGUGGUACACUCACAAGAGUCUGUGGGGGCAGCCUUUAGACUCCAUCCACACUUAUUUUGGUGGCACUAUAGCCUAUUAUUUCAGCUUCCUGGACUUCUACACUUUGGCAUUAUUUCCUCCAGCCAUCCUAGGCCUCUUCAUCACCUUUUUCCUCCCUAGUGCAAACUUCUCCAAUGGAAAUAAAACUGACAGCGAGCCGACACUGCCGAAGCAUGACGAUGAGCAGCCUUCAGUCAGCUCCUACAUGGUGCAGGCAGUCUUCAGCAUGCUGUGGUCCACGGUAUUCAUGGAGCUGUGGAAGAGGAGGAGCGCGGCUUUAUCCUAUCACUGGGGCACUUUCAAUUUAGCUGAACAAUUUCAAGAGCCCAGACCGGGUUUCCAUGGAGAACUCAGCACCAAUCCGGUCACGGGCAGACUGGAGCCACUGUUUCCUGAAUGGAAGAGGAGGCUUAGGAUAGGUGUGGUGUCAGUGCCCGUGGUUGGGGUGUUUUUGGGUCUGGUGGUCAUGGGGAUGGCAGGUUUCUACUUCUUUGAGCGCCUGGUCUCAGGCUGGCACAAAGCAUCUGAAUCAUACUUCACAGCAGUCCUGCUGUACCUCCCUUCUAUAGCCCAUAUACUCUACACUAAUGUGCUUGGGAAUAUAUAUCGCAACGUGGCCUUGCAGCUAACAGAAGUAGAAAAUCAUAGGGAGGCAUCAUCUUUUGACUAUCAUCAUACCACCAAAGUCCUUGUGUUCACCUUUUUCAAUAACUUUGCUGUGCUGUUCCACAUUGCCUUCUUCAAGGAGGACUUGCCUCUGCUGCGCAAGAGACUUUCCUCUCUUUUGAUCGUGACGCAAGUGGUGAAUCAGUUCACUGAGGUGGUGGUUCCUUUCCUGGUGGACCGUUUCCUCACAUCUGCAGACAGAAACCUGAAGGAAGAUGAUCCAGAGGUGGACCAUCUCCAGGCUCAGGGCAGUCUGCCGGCUUUCCCAGGCCUGUUUGCUGAAUACAUCGAGCUUCUGGUUCAGUUUGGCUACUUGAGUCUUUUCUCUUGCGUCUAUCCUCUCACUGCCCCUCUGUUACUGCUCAACAACCUCACAGAGAUCCGCACAGAUGCCUACAAGCUCUGCAAGCUCUUCAACAAGCCAUUUUCUGCCCCUGUGGCCAACAUGGGCGUAUGGCAGCUGGCAUUUGAGGUGCUGAGUUUCAUCUCGGUCAUGUCUAACUGUUGGCUGCUGCUUCUGUCCCCACAAGUGAAGGAACUCACAGAGGAUGCCGGUCUCAGCAGCAGCAAAGUUCUCGUCAUUGCCGUCAUUGUGGAGCAUGUCCUGAUCAUGGUGAAGAUGAUUUUGGCCGUCAUGAUCCCUGAUGAACCGGACUGGGUCCGAAUCAAGAGAGAACAAAUUGAGUAUCACUCCAUGCAAGCACUUAAGAAACAGAGGAUCAUGCGCUCUCGUGUGGAUGAUAAACUCCCUUCGAAGGCCUAAAUGGAAGAGUGACCAAAGACUAUUUCCAUAGAGACAAUCACAAGAAGGGAGGCACUUGGCUAUAAAGUCAUAUUUAGCUUGCUAAUGUACCAUAUGGCACAGUGUACCAAAGAUAGCUUCUACAGUUUACAGGGUUUUUAAGCCCAUGUUAAUAAUUGUUUGCAUCAGUGGUACCUUUCUGAAAACUACUGGAAAGGGAUUAUUAAGGUCAAGGAAGAUAAUAUUAUGAUAGUGGGUAAACUUGGAGACAUAUUGUGCUGUAUUAAUGAUUUUAAAACAAAAGUUCACCACAAUCACUAUGGAAUAGCUCAUUUAAUUUUUUUUCUUGAUGUUUUGUUUGUUUUUACUUGAUUUUUCAUUAAUACAUUGUGAUAAUGAUUUUAACCUUUGUAUUUUUUACAUUUCAUCAAAAGUGAUUGUAUUAUUACAGCUGAGUUUGCUGGUAUAAAUAACUAUCAAAUGCUUGCUUGACUGAAUAUGUUAUGUAAACGUUUAGUGAUGUAAGUGGGCUUGAAGAAACUGAGAAAACCACAUCAUACAAUAAAUAACCAUACAUGAAGAUCACUGUGGAGUUGUGCACUAAUCCUUUUUUUUUUUUAAACGACAACACAAGAGGCAGUUUAAUCAGUUUUAAUAAAUAAAUAUAAAAAUAAAUCUCAUUGAGACAGUCAUAGUUUUAGUAAGGGUCAAUGGGACUAUAGACAAACCCAAAUCCAAUGUUCGCUGUAAAGCGAUUAGAUAUUUGAAGGAUGAAGACCCAUGUCAAAUGUGAAACUUCAAAAUAAGAAGAAAAUAAAAUGCUGAUUAUGAAAAUAUAGUGCAUGUCUGGCUUUAUAUCAUUCUGCCCUCUGAUUGGUCCAGAAGGUUGUACUUACAAAUCAUCCCAGGUCAGGAUGGCUGUUCCUUGAUUAAACGUAGUAUGGGAAUGAAAAUUCAAAUUUCAGAAGUUAUGGAGAUGUAAUUUGUCUAUAUAGGCCUAUAUUUCUUGCUAUCUCUCCCCAAAGCACCCCUUACAUCUGUUCUUGUGCAUUUGGUCAAGCUUAUCUGUGGUCCAAGAUAUUGCAACAAAAAUAUCUGACAUUUGCACUUUCAUUGUCUACAUGUGACCAAAAAAUAAAUAAAAAUAUUUCCCCGGUGACAGGUGCGCAGAAACUUACGAUCAUGUGAAAUGACUGAAUAGCUUUGACGUCCUUUAGAGUACCAAAGUAACAGUAACCACAGUCACAUUUGCUGUCUAAAUGUUUGAGAUGUGUUUAAGCUGUUUAGGAGGUAAAAACAACAGUAACCGCUAGUUUCACUCAUGCCAUUGCAACAUACGAAGACUGGAUUUUGUCAAUGUACAGUACAUUUUAAGCUAGACUCAGCUACGCUAUUUAGCGUUACAUUAGCAUACAGCUCUUCAAAUGUAUUUACAACUAUGACACAAGAAACUAUAUGACCUUUUUGUCAGUCAACUAGUGUCUUCAAACUGCUACGUUCACUGAAUAAGAUCUAAAAUGGAGGGUUGAUAUGCUUGGUAUGUAUACGGUGCAAGGGUCAAAAUAUGUACACAUUGUACAUGACUGGAUAUUUCAAACAGCUUAUCCCCUUACAAUGCAUGUUAAAGGUCCACCCAGAGGCAGAUGAUUAAAAAAAAACAGAAUGUAAUGUUAUAAAUCUCCCUCUCAUAUCUCAUGUAAAAAAAGAAAGGAAA
Sinocyclocheilus anshuiensis is the source of this 4020-nucleotide messenger RNA. Its product is annotated as anoctamin-10-like. Gene Ontology annotation, molecular function: chloride channel activity. The record is from RefSeq and is a predicted model, not a curated record. The transcript has 13 exons. Gene Ontology annotation, cellular component: plasma membrane. Gene Ontology annotation, biological process: chloride transmembrane transport. Lineage: Eukaryota; Metazoa; Chordata; Actinopteri; Cypriniformes; Cyprinidae. Bases 261 to 2327 code for a protein of 688 amino acids.